Molecule: messenger RNA, 1020 nt
Organism: Aspergillus bombycis
Lineage: Eukaryota; Fungi; Ascomycota; Eurotiomycetes; Eurotiales; Aspergillaceae
Exons: 3
Coding region: 1-1020 (339 amino acids)
Source: RefSeq, a predicted model, not a curated record
AUGGAGGCAUCCGAAAUCUUCAAGGUGCUGGAUGACUAUAUUAUGAGUGUCACCUUCGGUAUUUACACGACACUCCUGGUCCUCAUCAAUAUUUCUUCCCAUUACAACACCAACCUUUUCCCCUCCGAACAACUCCCACAGAUACUGGCAGACCCCAAGGAUGUGGCGAAUCGAGUAUAUGGCAGCAAAAUCGUGAUAGGCCUGGAACAAUGCAUGCUCUUGUCGACGUGGGGUGUUAAAACAUGUCUUGUUGCCAUGUAUUGGAAGCUAACGAAGCUGCUGAGCUGGCAUCUCUUCGUUAAGCUCCUCGCCGGUUAUGUCCUGCUCGGCUUCAUUGUGAUUGAGAUUACCUACUUCGCCGUGUAUUGUCGACCGUUUUCCGAAUAUUGGGCUGUUCCACCUCAGAACCCACAGUGCGCAACAUAUCAACAUUAUUCCAUCACGCAAGCGGUAUUCAACCUUUCGUCGGAUGCGUGUAUGUUGAUCAUCCCGAUUCCUCUACUGAAAGGGACGCAGAUGUCGCUUCGCAAGAAGAUUCUCCUCAUCAGUGUCCUCGGGCUGGGAAUUUUCGUGAUGAUCGCCGCCAUCCUGAACAAAUAUUUUAAUUUCCACUCGCCGCUCACGACGAUCUAUCAGAUCUGGUAUAUUCGCGAAGCCAGCACCGCCAUCUACGUGGCCAACCUUAUGUGCUGGUGGCCCCUCCUGCGCAAGGUCUUCGGCAAUGUCUUGACACAAUAUCAUAGUCGAUACGCGACGAAGCAGGGACAUCCAUCACAUCCCUCCGGUGUCCUUUCCAGGGGGACCAGCUCCACAAAGCCUCCGCCCGAUCCGAAAUACAUGCAUUCCAAACGAUGGUGGCAACCCAAGGGCCAUGGGGAAUCCUCUUCUCAUGUAAUCUCUACAUCAACCAGUCAGGAGGCGAUCAAUUUGCCCGUUCGUGACCCUCAACCGGAAGGGCAAUUGGAGAUCUGGCGUAAGGUGGACUACAAUAUCGAAGAAAGCUAUGAUGCAAUGAAAUAA